AGGUAAAAUCUUGCCUAGGGCAGCAAAUUGGUCAGGGCCGGCCCUGUCUUUCUUUAUAACUCUGUCAAACAAACAAGCACUGUCAAAACUUUCCAUUUUACAUUGUGAAACGUGUAACUAUACUGACAUCUACUGGUGGAGUUUUGAAUCAAUCGUUCCAACAUUUGGUAUGAUUUUGUCUAUUUAACGCUUUGAUUGACUGUUUUUCAUUAAUUGCAGGAGAUGUUAGGGGAGCUCUUUACACCCAUCGAGACCCCUGAGGCUCAGAACCGUGGCUUUCUCAAGGGCUUUUUUGGCGGCAAUACCCAAAACUUCGACCGAGAGGAGCUUUUUGGCGAGGCAGCGGCAGGUAAGGCGUCCCGCAGCCUGGCACAGCACAUCCCAGGACAGGGCGGACUGGAGGGCAUGAAGGCAGCAGCAGGCGGGGUGGUGGGAGAACUGGCCCGAGCUCGCAUUGCCCUGGACGAGAGAGGACAGAGGCUGGGGGAGCUGGAGGAGAGGACCGCCCUGAUGAUGAGCAGUGCUGACACCUUCUCUAAACACGCUCACGAGCUGAUGCUGAAAUGCAAAGACAAGAAGUGGUAUCAGUUUUAGAGGAUCCUCAGGGGUGUGCCACAAGAGGGUGCUACUCUGCUACUUGGACUUUCACUCUUUUAAGGAGAGAGCGCGAACGAGACAAAUGGACCAAGAGGGACUUAAGGGCUGUUCUGCUUCUCUUCUGUCUGUGUACAGGAUUGUCUUACUCUGAUUCUUUAAAAAGGCUAAAAUCAGAUUACGAUAUAAUGGACAUGUACCAUUAGCAUUUACGAGUAAGAGGGGUUCCACACCCAUGCUGUAAAUCAGACAACAUCUUCAUUAAUACACAGUGGUGGAUCGAGGUCUCCUCACAAGAAGCAAAUUGGUUCACGCCAUGUAGAUAUUCGAAAAGUUAUGAAAUCGACAAGAGUGCAUGAAACAAAAUGGAUGACCUAUAAAAAAACGUAAAACUGCCAUAUUAAAAAGCAGCAUGUUACUUUAAAACGAAAUGAAAAUAAAAGGUAAACAAACUUUUAUUUAAUAACCGAAGGUAAUUAUAGAAACUAUGACAAAAAAAAAAAAAACUUUCUAUUUUUUGAAAUAGCAAAACAAAUAUAUAUAAAUAAAAAAAUGUAAAUCUGCAUUGCUAUAAGGCCAAAAUAUUUUGUCUUUUUUUUUGAUGACGCCAUACUGUUCCUUUCAGUGAUGUGUAUUUCCAGAAUAUUUACCACUCUUUCUUGUCAUAUUUGACCGCAACUUAUCCACCCUCGUACUGCAAAUCGGGCCGACGGCGGCUCAGUUGGUCACUCCAACGACGUUCAGUCACAAACGCAAACUUUUUCAGUUUUCUUUGCUGCUAGCUCGCAAAAAGCACCAAAAACAACUUUUUAAUCCGUCUUCGAAAGGUACUUCACCCUCUCCUAGAGACGUAUGAUGUGACAUGGUUUUAGAAGUGCGAAUAGUGAAAUGUAUUUGGCGCCACGUGACGAGUGUGUGUCUGUGAGGUCCUUUUCGAGCGUGUUUCUCAUAUGUAAUACUUAACGUGCCAUAUUCUAGAUGGGUGAAGUAUCUUUAACUACAAACUAGCGAUGAAUUUUCUGUGGUUGAUUUUCUGGGCUCUUACUUGUAGGUAAGACAAGUCAGCCAUACUCAGACAGAAGGGUUGGCUCUUCAUGCGCGUCUGUGGAAGUACAAAUACGGUUUGAUUUGUUUUCUAUUUCGUCUUGAUGUUCGUUUUGUUUUAAAUGAUCAAUUUCAGCUGGCCUGUUAUUUCGUUUCUAAUCUCUUCAGUUGCCUCGGGGCAAAUGUAACAAAAAUUGUGUUUUGUUUUGUACCUCGUUGAGGACAACGAGUGAGUGAUCUUCAUUUUUUUCUGCCAAAGUUCGAAUGCAUCAUGAAAAGAUUUUCCUCACAUUCCAGUACAACUUUCUUCUUAUUUUUUCCCUUUAAUAUAAUGUCAAAAUGAUGUUUUCUACCUUACUAACUGUUAGUGUCAGAAGAUUGUUCGCUUGUGUCUUCUGGUUGUCAAUUGACUGUGGAAAUGGUGUUUAGACCGAUCAGUGAGCUCUACUGUUGAAUAUUCAUGUUUUUUUGAAUAUGUGUCUGGAAAGAUCAGAGCGAUUUGCGCGUGAAUUAGUGUUACGUGUAAGCUAAAUCUUCCAGAAUCGUAUUUGAGACUCAUGUUGUGUUUCUAUGAUUUGUCCUCUGAUGACCUCUGACCUUCUAGUGCUUUACUGUAACAAUCUCAGCAUAUCUUCUGUAGUCCAUGCCUCUGCCCAUUUGGCUUUGUAUAUACAAGCUGCUACUCAGUAACGUAGAUGUUGUGCAUUAAAAUACGAACUCAAGGCUGACGAGAAUACACAUCAUCAACCAUUAGUCAAACUUGGGCUUUUACGCAAUAUUACGUUUUUCCUUAUGCUUUUAUGUUGAAAUAAUAGCUCAUGAUUAAUGAAGGAAGACAAUGCAUGUGUGGAGAUUUGGACUCAAGAACACACUCAAGACUCUAAGAUGCCAAAACCAUGUAAAGAUGGUCUCUGCUGAAAAAUCCUUUACAUGGGUUUUAGUUCAUGUUCACCUUUACAUUUGCUUCAACUGAUGCUCCAAUAAUUCCUCUUCAGUGUCAAAAGAAGUAAAAACUGACUCUCACAGACAGGGUGUUUUGUUUGUAUGUUCUCAGUUUUUAUAUGAAAAUGUACAGUUCAACCUGGAGGAGAGCGACAUGGUCAUUAAACUAAAUUCUGUGAUUUGGAUAUUCCUCUGUGAAUGUCGUACCUGUUUAAAGAUGGUACCGUGUCUGAUAUUCUGACUGAAGUUCUGUAGGUCUAACUGUAGUUUCCUCCACCCCAACACCUGGUCCUCUGAUACCUUCAGAGAAGGCAGCAACGUCGGUCUUGUUUAAAUGGAUAAUGCCACCUUUCGUUCUUAUCGAUAUUCUAGUAGUGUUAUAGAGGUUAUUGAAAAUAAAAUGGAAAAAUAUGUUGAUGCAAAUCAAACUGAAAUAAACAUUUAUUGAUGUACACAACA
Messenger RNA from Carassius auratus (goldfish), 3039 nucleotides. Its product is annotated as syntaxin-binding protein 5-like. Gene Ontology annotation, cellular component: SNARE complex; plasma membrane; cytoplasm. Bases 223 to 594 code for a protein of 123 amino acids. Gene Ontology annotation, molecular function: GTPase activator activity; myosin II binding; syntaxin binding. Gene Ontology annotation, biological process: exocytosis; Golgi to plasma membrane transport. Lineage: Eukaryota; Metazoa; Chordata; Actinopteri; Cypriniformes; Cyprinidae. The record is from RefSeq and is a predicted model, not a curated record. The transcript is spliced from 3 exons.